Molecule: messenger RNA, 1917 nt
Organism: Pseudomassariella vexata
Lineage: Eukaryota; Fungi; Ascomycota; Sordariomycetes; Amphisphaeriales; Pseudomassariaceae
Exons: 2
Coding region: 1-1917 (638 amino acids)
Source: RefSeq, a predicted model, not a curated record
AUGGCUGAUCAAUGCAUUGUCUGUCUAGAGAAUCUAGACGUGCAGCAAUUACCACUGCGAUUGAAAGACAAGCUGCACUUGGACGGUUCCCCAUCCACAAGUCAUCCGAAACCUACAGGUGCGGUACCACUUGCACUCAAAUCAACCUCUGAUGACUUCUCAUCUACUACAACUUCCGACGAGGACAGCAAAGUCGCUGAAAUCCAAGUGUGCGGCCAUAUUUUGCAUAAUACUUGCCUGCGAGAAUGGACCGGAAAGGCGAAUAGUUGCCCAAUUUGCCGCCAAACAUUUCAUUUGGUCCAUGUAUAUGACAAAGUUGGAGGUACCAAACUUUCUACCUACACAGUCGAGGACAAGAAGCAAGUCGCCGAAUUUGAUCCUCAAGCAUGGCUCGACGAAAACCCCGAAGAGGAGGAGCCCGUGCGGUCCUGUCCAAUCUGUGAAAGGAGCGACAACGAGGAGGUCCUCCUUUUGUGCGACAGCUGCGAUGCACCAUACCACACACAUUGCGUCGGGCUAGACAGUGUUCCUCGGGGACAUUGGUACUGCCUGGAGUGCGCCGACGAUGCUGCAGAACUGCUGGCGGCUGAACUCGCAGAUCCAGCAGCGGCUGCAUAUGGACUGGCAGGCGCAUCGGAUAGUCAGUCAGAUUAUCUACCGCGGACACAGGCGACCAUGCGUCGAGCGCGUAAUCGAGCACGAUCAGAUGAGUGGCAGGGCGCCUGGGGUCAGAUCGCACGUCACAUCUUCGAUGUGUUGAACCUAGAUUUGGACAAUCACGACGAUGACGAGUCUUUGCAGAACUAUCGUCGGUCGCAGCAACGCCGAGAAAGAGAGCGACGUGAGUACGAGAGAUGGCAACAGCGCCUGAGAAUUGCUAGUCGUUUCGGCACUCAAGAUGUCUUUGUCAACAACUUGCCCCGGGUUCUACCACAGCCACUGCAACAACAACCACUGCCCCCGCCGCAGGAAACCCCGGAGGAAAAGCUGGCAUGGAGCGCUCUCGAGAAGGCGAUGGAGGCCAACAACUCCAGUGGUGCGACACCUAAUAGCCGAAAGCGUAAGUCGCGCUCGGUUACGACGUCUCCCAGAGAGCCCCCUCAGGAGCCGGAGAGAAAGCUCAAGCGACCUCGUACUCGACGGGUUCCCAACCAGAGCGAGUCUUCAACUUCAGGUACGAACCAGCCUCAACAAAAUGGGUUGCCGUCACCGACUCAUACUGGUCCGAAUGGCUCAGGGCCAUCAUUUCUAUCUUCGCUACUGAAGGAGGUUGAAACAAGUGCCCCAUCCGAUGACGAGAACGUGCGGGGUUUAUUCCGUACCUCCAAACCUCCAGCAGAAUCUUUGUCGCCGGUAACAUCGCCAUCCGCAUCUGGCUACAGUAGUCCACGCGCGUUGUCUACGACGCCGCCGCCGCGCACUAUGAAUGAACGGCCUGGAUCACCGCUCUCCCUCAUGUCGCGUAUCGAACCUAUCUACCCCCCUGCCAACUUCUCACCGAACAGGAAUGGCGUAGAUCAGAGCGGCUCGGAUUCUACCCCACGACACCACAAUCACCACCACCGGAACGGCCCUCAUUCCCCCGAGAUUCGGCAACCUCGCCCCCAGCGACGACCAGUCAACAUCAAUACAGAACAGAUGUCGAGUUCACCCGAUACUUCACCGACGCGUGGGUCGCUCCCCUUCGAAACCAAGGAGAGUAUUAGCAACAUCAUCAAGACUGCUCUUACGCCACACUAUAAAUCAGGUAACAUCACCCCGGACCAAUACACGGCGAUUAACCGUGAUCUAUCCCGCAAGAUGUACAGAGACAUCUCAGAAGGCGUAUUCAACGAAGAUGCCCGCCGUCGUUGCGAGAAGAUGGCGACGAAAGAAGUGGACAAAGCGGUGGCCAAAGUCAGGAAUAUUCAGGUCUAA